CAGGGGCAGCACCGAGAAAACCUGACCAGAGGCCCGGCCGCGCCGGAGCUGGUGGGAGCCAGACCAAAAGCUCCCCUGUGGCUCCCUUUUGCAGCUCCCUCGGCUGCCCCUUCCCUGGGCCAGGUCAUGCGCUGCCCCAAGUGUCUGCUCUGCCUGUCAGCAUUGCUCACGCUCCUGGGCCUCAAAGUGUACAUCGAGUGGACCUCCGAAUCCCGGCUUAGCAAGGCCUACCCAGGACCCCGGGGUACACUGUCAGGCCCCACAUCAGCCAGCACUGAGCCCACCCUGCCUGCCAACCUCUCAGCCCGCCUGGGCCAGACUGGCCCACUGCCUUCAGCUUAUUGGAACCAGCAACAGUGGCGGCUGAGAGCCCUGCCCAGUGAGAACAGUGCUGAGGCAGGGGGCUGCCAGGCUUGGGGAGCUGCUGCUGCUGCUGAGAUCCCAGACUUCACCUCCUACCCUGAGGACCUCCGUCGCUUCUUGCUGUCAGCAGCCUGCCGGAGCUUUCCACAGUGGCUGCCUGAAGGCAGCCAAGUAGCCAGCUGCUCAGACACUAACGUCCCCUUCCUGCUGUUGGCUGUCAAGUCGGAACCAGGACGCUUUGCAGAACGACAGGCCGUGAGGGAGACGUGGGGCCGUCCAGCUCCUGGGAUUCGGCGGCUCUUCCUGCUGGGGUCCCCAGUGGGUGAGGGGGGGCCUGACCUGCGCUCACUGGUGGCCUGGGAGAGCCGUCGCUACAAUGACCUGCUGCUCUGGGAUUUCCUUGACGUCCCCUACAACCGGACGCUCAAAGACCUGCUGUUGCUGGCCUGGCUGGGCCACCACUGUCCGGAGGUGAAUUUUGUCCUGCAAGCUCAGGACGAUGCUUUUGUACACAUGCCCGCCCUGCUGGAUCACCUGCAGGCCCUGCCGCCCACCUGGGCCCGAAGUCUCUACCUGGGUGAGGUCUUCACCCAGGCCAAGCCCCUCAGGAAGCCUGGGGGACCCUUCUAUGUGCCCGGGUCCUUCUUUGAAGGUGGUUACCCAGCCUAUGCGAGCGGGGGUGGCUACGUCAUCGCAGGGCGCCUGGCUCCUUGGCUGCUGCAGGCAGCAGCCCGCGUGGCACCCUUCCCGUUCGAUGAUGUCUACACAGGCCUUUGCUUCCGAGCCCUGGGUCUAGUGCCACGGACACACCCAGGCUUCCUCACAGCCUGGCCAGCAGACCGCUCCACAGACCCCUGUACACUCCGAGACCUGCUGCUGGUGCGGCCCCUCAGCCCCCAGGACAGCAUUCGGCUCUGGAGACAGCUGCAGGAGCUGCAGCCGCAGUGCUGAGCCUCGAGAGGAGAAGGGGCUAACCUGGUCUGCCCCCCGCCCCCAGGCCUUGGUGUGAGGGUGCAGGUCCUGGAUCCUGGACUGCUUGAGCCACUCCUGGGCACUCUCUGUCCAGGGGACUGGACAGAAAGGAUGAGGCAACAGCUUGUUUUUGUCUACCUUUUGUUUUUGAA
This is a messenger RNA of Urocitellus parryii (Arctic ground squirrel), 1487 nucleotides long. RefSeq names its product UDP-GlcNAc:betaGal beta-1,3-N-acetylglucosaminyltransferase 8 (gene B3gnt8). Gene Ontology annotation, biological process: poly-N-acetyllactosamine biosynthetic process; protein O-linked glycosylation. The record is from RefSeq and is a predicted model, not a curated record. Lineage: Eukaryota; Metazoa; Chordata; Mammalia; Rodentia; Sciuridae. Gene Ontology annotation, cellular component: Golgi membrane. Gene Ontology annotation, molecular function: protein N-acetylglucosaminyltransferase activity.